AGAUCGCUACUUUACAGAUCGAUAUAGUAUUAGUAAUCAAUCUGUAGAAAAAUCGUAGCCAGUUGAUUAGUUAACUAAUAUUUUUAAAAGUUUCACACAUAAAUUUCUUACUUAUCGUGGGUGCUCCCAAGUGCAUAAAAUGUUGGCGGAGGAGGACGGUUACGCCGAGAUAAGCGAACUUCCCCCGGAAGUGCUCAAAGCCAUUGAACAGGUGCUUCCCAGCGAUGACCCUUUAGAUCAAUCCUCUUUCGACGUAGUUCAACACAUCAAUGCGCUUUUUCCCACGGAACAAUCCCUCUCCACGUUGCACGAGGUUAUCCAUUCCGUUGAGGAGCAGAUUGUUGGUGUAGAUCAGGAGAUUCGUGGUUUUGUGAGACAACAGACGGGACGCGGAGGUCAAAAUGGGGUCACUGCGCUUGCCCGAGCUCAAGCCUCCAUCGAGUCUCUCGUGACCAAGGUGCUUGACAUGAAGGGUCGAGCAGAACAAAGCGAGGCGGCAGUGAGGGACAUGACACGCGACAUUCGACAGUUGGACACGGCAAAAAAGAAUCUCACUUCCGCCAUCACGACGCUUAAUCAUCUCAACAUGCUUGUUUCGGGAGUGGACACGUUGCAGACACUGGUGAAAACAAGACAGUAUGGAGACGUGGCCAACCUACUGCAAGGAGUUGCAAAUGUGGUUGAACAUUUCAAUGAUUAUCACAACAUUCCUCAAAUUUCACAGUUGGCCCAAAAGGUUAAAGAUAUCAAAAAAGAAUUGGGUGAACAAAUCAGUUUGGAGUUCCGAGAGUCGUUCUCUACAUCGACAGGAAGCCUGUAUGUCAAACAGAUGAAGGAGGCUUGUUUGGUGCUAGAUGUUCUGGAACCACAUGUAAAACAUGAUUUAUUGACUUGGUUCGUUUCCCUGCAAUUGACCGAGUAUGGCGUCCUCUUUGACGAAAAUGAUGAUUUGGCCUGGUUAGAUAAGAUUGACAAGCGAUACACUUGGCUGAAGAAACAUUUAAUUCAGUUUGAAGAACGGUACGCGUCUAUAUUUCCAACUUAUUGGGAUGUGUCUCAGCGUAUCGCGACGCAAUUUUGUCACCAAACACGACAGGAUUUGACCAAAGUUAUGGGGAAACGACGAAAUGAAAUUAACGUCAAAUUACUUCUCAGUGCUAUUCAAAAGACAUGCUCAUUUGAGAACCUUCUAUUUUUACGAUUCCGGGGGUACAUGUUUGAGGGUAGUGAUGAAGAUUCGACCAAUCCAUUCCUUUCCCCGACGACGGCAGACGAGGAUGCGUUGAAUCCAUUUCUACAACCUAGCGUCGUGGCAGUGACGUCCCCUAAACAGGAACCUCGUCCAGCAAUUCCCAAUAAGUUUAAUAGAAUUAUUACCCAGUGCUUCGACCCAUUCUUAUACAUCUAUGUGGACAGUCAAGACAAAAACUUGGUUGAAUUAAUUGAUAAAUUCGUUUCUGAGCUGAAAUCAAGUGGAUUCCCUAUUCCGUCUGGACCUGAUGCCAAUGGAGUUGUAUUAGCUAACUGCGCUGACUUAUUCGUGUUUUACAAAAAAUGCUUGGUCCAAUGCACUCAGCUCAGUUGCGGAGAACCUCUGCUAAAUUUGGGGUUUGUUUUUAUCAAACGUCUGAGAGACUACUGUUCCAAGAUAUUGCAAGCCAACUUACCAAAAAUCGUUACAAACUCAACGUCGUUGGCAUCUGUAACCAAUAUCACCCGAGAACUUCGUGAUUUAAACACUUCCGGUUUAAUCUCCAAUUUUCAGUCUUUGCUUAAGGAAGGAGAAAGUGUCCGAUUUACUCGCAAUGAGCUCUAUCGUCUUGCAUGCAUUCUUACGACUGCUGAAUACUGCGUGGAGACUAUGCAACAAUUAGAAGAGAAGUUGAAAGAAAAACUGGGGAAUUUAGCUCCCAAAUUAAGCAUGGAGAGUGAAAAGUCGAGUUUUCUAGAAAUUAUUGACACUUGUGUGUCACUCCUGGUUCAAGAUUUGGACUCAACUUGUGAGCCACUACUCGCUUCUAUAACAAAGACUGCGUGGCAAUCUGUGGACACGGUUGGUGAUCAGAGUCAAUACGUAUCAGAAAUCGUAACUCAGUGGCGCUUGACGGUACCUACGCUUCGAGAUUUUUUGACAAAUUCACGAAAAUAUUUCGUCAUAUUUUGUCAACAAUUUGCAAAGGUUUUUAUGAGCAAGUAUAUUUCGACGCUGUUGAAAUGUAAGGGUAUCAGCAAACUCGGAGCUCAGCAGUUACUGUUGGACACUCAGAGUUUGAAAACAGCUUUACUGGAUCUGCCCUCAAUUACGCUCACUGUCAAAAGAAAGCCACCAGAUAAAUACAGCAAGUUGAUUGUGAGAGAAAUGGGACGAACUGAAAUGGUGCUGAAGCUCACAAUGGCUCCCGUUGAACACAUUUCUUCGUUUGUGGACCAGACAACCAAGCUAAUUCCUGACUGUGACCUCACCGAAUUUUCAAAGAUUUUGGACAUGAAGGGAUACAAGCGACAAGAACAAGGACCGUUUAUAGACUGUUUUAAAGGGAAGAUGAUGUAUGGUAGCAACGACGGGAUUGGCGGAACUAGCACUGUGGAUAUCGCUGAUACUGGGGUGGAAUCCAGUAGGAUAAAAAAAUUAGAGAAACUUAUCAAGAAGAGAUAUGAAAAUAAGCCCCUAGGUAAAAGUGAAGUUCUAUCGCAAAAGUGACAAUUGGAUGAUUAGUUUAAUGUGUUGGAUACUUGACAAUCAACUAUCAACAGAAUAUAAUGUACAAGGCCGUGUUUAAAUAUAAAAGUUUAUUACUUAAAAAA
Folsomia candida is the source of this 2805-nucleotide messenger RNA. It is a transcript of the gene Vps53, whose product is annotated as vacuolar protein sorting-associated protein 53 homolog. The transcript is spliced from 12 exons. The coding region runs from base 140 to 2701 and encodes 853 amino acids. Gene Ontology annotation, cellular component: GARP complex. The record is from RefSeq and is a predicted model, not a curated record. Gene Ontology annotation, biological process: retrograde transport, endosome to Golgi. NCBI's taxonomy places the organism in Eukaryota, Metazoa, Arthropoda, Collembola, Entomobryomorpha, Isotomidae.